AUGUCCCAGACUUCAUUGGCAAAAACGAAACAGCGGCUCGGGACAGGUUAUACGGAGACACCUGACAGGCUUGACUGGUGGGAUCUGGAGUGGGCUUCUUGGCAGGGCGUGACGCCUGGUCACCAACUGGUCCGCGACGAAGAAACAAGACUUUUUUUUGUGGUUUUUUUUUUUUCUUUCGCUGUAAUGUAA
This is a messenger RNA of Colletotrichum costaricense, 192 nucleotides long. RefSeq lists its product as uncharacterized. The record is from RefSeq and is a predicted model, not a curated record. NCBI's taxonomy places the organism in Eukaryota, Fungi, Ascomycota, Sordariomycetes, Glomerellales, Glomerellaceae. The transcript has a single exon. The coding region runs from base 1 to 192 and encodes 63 amino acids.